AUGCGCGAUUUCUACUACGGCCUCAACCAGAUCCCACCGGAAGACAUAGGGUCGGGGAUCACGCGGGAGAUGGAGAGGCGGUGGAGGGUGCUAUCGGGCCUGCAGGACCGCAAUGAGACGCUGUUCUACCGCGUUCUGGUGGAGCACUUUGAGGACAUGGCGCCCAUCGUGUACACCCCGACAGUCGGAUGGGAGGAUGUCCAGGCGAUCGUGGUGACCGACGGCAGCCGCAUCCUCGGACUGGGUGAUCUGGGCGCCAACGGCCUGGGCAUACCCAUCGGCAAGCUGGAUCUGUAUGUGGCUGCAGCCGGAUUCGACCCGUCCAAGGUUCUGCCCUGCAUCAUCGACGUGGGCACCGACAACGAGCGGCUGCUGGGUGACCCCCUGUACGUGGGGCUGAGGCGCAGCCGCGUCAGGGGUGACGAGUAUUACGCCCUCGUCGACGAGUUUGUGCGUGCGGUGACGCGGCGGUGGCCCAACGCGGUGCUACAGUUUGAGGACUUCAGCAUUGAGCACGCGCGGCCGCUGCUGCAGCGCUACCGCCAGCACCACCUCGUCUUCAACGACGACAUCCAGGGCACCGCCGCAACGGCUGUUGCGGGGCUGUACGGCGCCCUGCGCGCCCAGGGCCUGCCGCCCGCUGACCUGGCGCGGCAGACGGUAGUCUGCCUGGGGGCCGGGUCGGCGGGGAUGGGGGUGGUGCAGAUGAUCUGCGACGCUAUGGAAGCGCAGGGCGCGGCGCCCGAGCAGGCGCGCGGCAACUUCUGGGUGCUCUCGUCCAAGGGCCUCAUAACCGCCGCCAGGCCCGCCAUCCCCUGCAACGUGGUGCCUUUUGCGCGCCCCGAGGCUGAGCUGGAGGGAAGCUGCCUGCUGGAUGUCGUGCGCAGGGCCAGGCCCACGGUGCUGCUCGGGCUCGCGGGCGCGGGGCGGCUGUUCGCGCCCGAUGUGCUGGCGGCCGCGGCGGAGGGCUGCGAGCGGCCGAUCAUAUUCCCGAUGAGCAACCCCACGAUCAAGAUGGAGUGCACAGCUGAGGACGCCGUGCUCGCCACCCAAGGCCGCUGCGUGUUCGCCAGCGGCAGCCCGCAGCCGCCCCUGGACUACCGCGGGGUGACUCUUGAGUUCUCACAGGCCAACAACCUGUAUAUCUUCCCCGCUUCAGACCCCGCUGCUUGA
Molecule: messenger RNA, 1173 nt
Organism: Monoraphidium neglectum
Lineage: Eukaryota; Viridiplantae; Chlorophyta; Chlorophyceae; Sphaeropleales; Selenastraceae
Exons: 14
Coding region: 1-1173 (390 amino acids)
Biological process (GO): malate metabolic process; pyruvate metabolic process
Cellular component (GO): mitochondrion
Molecular function (GO): NAD binding; malate dehydrogenase (decarboxylating) (NAD+) activity
Source: RefSeq, a predicted model, not a curated record